Vitrella brassicaformis is the source of this 5744-nucleotide messenger RNA. Lineage: Eukaryota; Vitrellaceae. The record is from the annotation of a GenBank genome assembly.
GUCGAUAUCAUUCUAUCCUCUGUGUCUGUCUACAGGGGAAAUGGCCCACUUACUUUCACCUCAACGGAUUGCUUCAACCGUCUACGGCCAUUGACCAUCCAUCCAUCCACACCAACAUGCACGACCAUCAAAACGUCUGUAUGAAAACACGUCGCACACACAUGCACACGCAUCACAGCAGUGGCCUGUCCAGCCCCCCUGCCCCCUCCCCUCCCCGCCCCCCAGCUACCUACACACGCAAAGACUGAGAGAGAGAGAGAGAGAGAGAGAGAGCUAUGGUCCCCCCAUCCCCUCAUCCAUCCAUCCGUCCAUCCAUCCAUCCGUUCAUCCAUCCGUCCAUCCAUCGGUAUCUACCGUCACUCAUCGGUAUCUACCGUCACUCCAUCGCUCAGUCAGUCAGUCAGUCCGUCAGUCCUUGCCUUUGCCGCCCUUGCCCUUUUGUGGCGAGUGUGUGGGUGUGGGGUGUGUGUAUCGCUUGACGAACUCGGGGAAGACGUCCUUGCGGAUAUAGAAGCAGAGGUAGCAGUCCUUGGCGAUGCGCCUGAGCAGCCGAUCCACCGAGCCGUCAGCCUCCUUGGCGCACUGCUUGACCGGGUCGACCGUCUCAUACUGACGCACACACACACACACAGACAGAGAGAGAGAGAGGGAGAGGGAUGGACCAAUCAGCAGCACAAGGGUGUGGGGUGUGUGUGUACGGUGAAGACGCGCGAGUCGUCGAAGACCCUCCAGUUGCCCUCUUCGUCCUGACAAGACGACACCACACAACAGACAGACAACAGAGACCUUUCAACACAUGGACACACCACCACCUCGCCUCCCUCCCUCGCUCACCCGGGCAUAGCACACAUAGUGUCCGGAGCGCAUGGAUCCGCUCUGGUGCGCCACCACACACAGCAGCUGGUAGUCCAGACACGGCACUGGGUGACGCAGAUCCCCCCCCCCCCCACCACCAGCACCAGCAGCUGCUGCCGCCGCUGAGGACGAUGGCUGGUGUGGCUGCUGUGGCUGGGUGUCGGUGGUGAUGCCCGCGCCCCACUGCUGGGCCUCGCGUAUGAAGGAGUUGUUGUCGAGUCGGUCCUGGUUCUCGUCGGACGCCCAGUACUCGUGGUCGAAGAAGUCAGCUGAUGAAUGAGAAUGCAUCAACCAACCAACACACAUCACACCCACACACACACAGAGAGAGAGAGAGAGAGAUGUGGUUUGGUGUAUCGUGUGUGUGUGGGUGUGUUGGGUUACUGACUGAUGGAGAAACCCGAUGGGCAGUCGACGGCAAUGGUGCACUUGCGAUAGCUGCACAGCAACACACACACACACACACACACAGAGAGAGAGAGAGAGAUAUUGAGAUUGGGGGGUGUCUGGUGCCCCUGUCUGUGUGUGUGUACCGUCCGGCGAUGCCGCUCUCCUCGUAUCUCUUGAGGUUGCAGGUGAGGAUGAGCGGGGCCUCCUGCAUGCGGUACUUCUUGCGCACCAACUUGUACCCACACACGUCGCACAACAACUCGGCUGUCGUCGUCUGUCGGUGUGGAUGUAUCACACACACACACACACACAACCCAGGCAGAUGAUCAGCUGGACGGAUGGAUGGAUGUGCCUCGACCCACCCGGAAGAACUGGUCCAGGACGAACCGCAGCGACACACGCUUGUCAACGUCUCUAUCCCUGACCAUCCCACAGACACAGACACACACAGACCCCACAACCAUCCAUCCACCCCUCUCCUUUCUCCCCCUCCCCCAGUGCUGCCUCACCCGCCAAGCAGCUUCCGAUUUUUGCCCUUGUCCUUCUUCGUGUCCGGCGAGGACGGCGCGCUCUCUACAUCAUCCUUGUCGCCACCACCCGUCCCCUCCCCCUCCCCCUCCCCCUUGCCGCCCCCACCGCCCUUGAGCCGCUUCCCGCAGCCCUGGGACGGCCGGAUCGUGCGCUCCUCGCUGCGGCCCCUCUUGCGCGCGCAGGGGUCGGUCUGGUCUUCCUCCUCGGAUAUCUCGUCUGCGUUGAUGGGCGAUUGGGGCUGCAUGAGGGGGGGCGCGGGGCUCAUGAUGGGGUCGUCAUCGUCGUCGGCGGCGGGUCCGCUGUGUCGGAGGUGGCUGGCGGGCUGCUUCUUGGGGGUGCAGAAGAUGUAAUUCUUCUCCUUCUUGCUGCGGCUGUCCUGCUGCUGCUGCUGGUCUUGGUCGUUGUCUGGGGACGCGUCGAGAGUCGGGGGGAAGAGCUCGUCCUCCUCCUGCCCGCCGCCCCCACCGCCGUCGCCCUGCAGAAGCUCGUCGUAGCCCUCGUCCUGCAUGGCCCCAUCGCCAUCACCACUGCCUCCGCCACCACCACCGCCACCAGCUGCUGCUGCAGCAGGGGCCUCGUCGGCGUCGUCAUCCUCUACUUCUAUGACCUCGGGGCCCUCGACCCCACCCCCACCCUCUCCCCCAGCCGCCCCCUCGCCCUCUCCGUCCAUCUCCUCCUCUGUGUCUGGUUUGCCCUUGCCCUCCUCCUUGGCGGCAGCGGCAGCAGCGGCCUGCUCCUCGAGCUUCUUGAGGGCCUCGAUGUCCUUUGGCCAGAGGCCGUUGGCGUCUUGUCGGGGGAAGGGGGUGAUCUCGGGCUCGUGCAUCUCGUACUCGCCAGUGCGGGAGCGGGGCAGGUCGACGUUGAGGAAGUUCUCGGGCACCUCCAUGAAGCGACUGAAUGAACUCACCAGACGGACACACACAAACACACACACACACACAGAGAGAGAGAGAGAGGGAUGGUGUGUGAGUGGGGAGGGGAGGGGGUGCGGUGGGGGAGGCGUACGUGUAUACGCAUGAGAUGCAGCAGACUUGCUCGCGGAGGACGACGCGGAAGUACUUGUGCAGGGCGAGGAACGGGAAGGCGUCCGGGUCGACGGGCGCGUUGGGGUCCUUGAUGCCCAGGCUCUCGCGCACGUACAGCUCCAUCUGCUCCUUGUUGCCGUCUACCAGAAAAUGCGCAAACUCACCAGCAUCCUAACACACACACACACACAUGACUCUCUCUCUCUCUGUGUGUGUGUGUGUGUGCGUCAGUGAAUACCUCCUGGCCGCCGCCCUCGAAUGCCGGCACGAGUGUGGUGAACUCGCGCAGGAAGGACCUUGGCAUGAUGGGCCCGUUCUCCGAGCCCUCCUCCACCAUGCCCAUCUGGUGCAGCACCCCGGCCGUCUCGUUGUAGAAGGCGCACUCAUAGUCGGAGGGGAUCUUGAGGACGUACAGGCCCAGGCAGCCGAUCGGCGCAGUAGCGAAUGUGGCGUCGUUGUCGACAGGCCUGACGUUGCGGCCUAUGAGGUGGUUCCUCCACGCCUAAAGGCAUCCAGGCAUAGAUACGGCCAGAUACAAAACAGGUGGGUGUGGCUGUCUGUCUCUGUGUGUGUGGGUGUGGGUGUGGGUGUGUGUGUUGAGCGUCAUACGGCGGGGAAUUGCAGGUAUUCCUUGACGAAGGGCUUGAACUGGUUGAAGGACUGCAGCACCGCGUUGGCGUAGCAGCUGUUGCCGAGGUUGCGCAUCCUGAUGGACAAACAACACAACACAACACAACACAACACAACACAUUGGUGACGGACGCCCCACAUGUGCAGCUGUGUCCGCCUCUUCCCCUCCCUGUCCCUCCGUCUCUCUCUCUCUCUCUCUCUCUGUGUGUGUGUGUGCGUGUGUGUGUGUGUGUGUGUGUGGUCACUCACCCCGCGCCGCCGGGCGCCCCCCGUCCGGCCCGCAAUCGGUUGACUGCGAGGCUCGGCCGGCCUCGACCAGGACGACAGCAAGCCCCACCAGCACCACCAGCACCACUGCCGCCCCCGCCACCUCCACGCCCAGCGCCAGCAGCGACAUUCUGACGCACCACACGCCCGACCGAUACAUAUGUAGCCACCCAUCCAUGUGUGUGGGGUGCAGUGCGUGCGUGCAGUCUUUUCACCUUGGCCGCCAGCGCCCACUUGGGGACGGGGGGAGGGACUGACAGCGUAUGAGACCACAGGAUAGACACCACACCACACCAUCGACAUGUCCUCAACUGACUGUUUUGUUGCCGUGUGCAAAGGUGCGGUGUGAUGUGGUGCGGUGACUGACCGUGGGGUUUGGCCUUUGGGUGCGCUGCUUUGGGCUGAGCCUUUGCCGCUGGAUGGAGAACGGCCCGCAGGUCCGCCGGCCGAUUCGCGCCAACGCCACCGCCAACAGCAACACCAACAUUACCUCUACCCCCUGAACACACAAAUGGACGGACGGCAGGGAAGCAACCGAAUGAUUUCUCUGUGUGUGGAGCACUUUUCUUUCUGUCUGUGGGUCGACUGACCUCGGUUCCGUCCGCCCCCCGCCCCACCCCGUCCUUGCCCACUGCGAUUCGGUGCCGCCCCGCCGUCCUGGCCACGGUAACCACCGCGACCACCUCCACCACCACCACCUCCCCCGCCAGCACCCCGUCCAGCACCGAUCCCACCUGUUGACGACGUGACAGUGGACAACACACGCCCCAUGUGUGUUUGUUUGCCGGGUGGGCGAUGUCGAUGAGGGGAGGGAUGGGGAGAGGGGAGGGUAGCUUACCUGACGAGUGCAGGGCGUUUGCGCGCGGGUCUUUGUGUCGGCCACGUGGCUUGAACAGCACGGGCCCCUGCUGCAUUCUGCCGAUGCCGCCGACGCCGCCCAUGGCGCCGCCCAGCGGUGGCGGGCCGGGGUUGACGUCAGGCUGCCCGCGUUCAGGCGGGAUGUAGCUACUGCUGUAGUUGUAGUUGUAGUUGCCCUGGCCCAUCAUCUGGCUGCUGGACGACAUGGAAAACAUCAUGUGGGGGUUCGUGGGCUUGUAGCCGUCGUCGUUGGGGUUCUCGCCACCUGACCGAUGGAGGGAUGGAAUGGAAUGGGUGGACACACACACACACACACAGAGGAGAGGGGUGUGGCGGGGUGUGGUGUGGUGUGGGGGGGUGUGGGGUGUUGGUGUGUUGGUAACCUCGUUUGCGUCUGAACAGGGCGCCGUCUUUGACGUUGGGCGGCUUGAGUUGGGGGAACCUGGCGAAGAAGACCCUGAGCUGGUCUUGCCGGGGGUAGAAGUUGACCUGGCGGUUGCUGCCAGUCUCGAUGCAGGUGAUGUGCUGGACGUCCCCCUUGCUGUUCAUGAUCGCCUUGACAGACUGAGAGUUAAUCUGACGGACGCACAGAUAUCAGAUAUCAAAAACAAACACCGCGUCACUUUUCGGUCACCGCCACACGAUUCAUCCGCCCGUCCACGUGUGUGCAGGUGAUUCGUGAUUCGUCGCUCACUCACUCACCGUGAGCUGGAGACUCCCGAGUCCAUCGGCAGGUGAUAGUUUGAUGACGAGGAACCUGCCCUUGAGCUCGAGCGUUUUGAUGUGGGCGUACUCACUGCACGCCCCGUCGCUCUGGUGAGCCACCGUCACGCGGCAGUCCAUCUCAGCCUCCUUUCGGCGUCCAGCCAUCAGCUCCGCCCCUUCCAUGUCCAUGACUUCACCUCGGUGAUCCGAUCUGGGCUGAUCUGCACGCCAUACACAGCACACAGCACACGGCGCACGGCGAUGGUGGUGCGGCCGCAUCCAACACGCUUCCUUGCGCCCUCCCAGCUGACCUUAUGGGCUAUCAGCAGACGACGUCAGAUGGGUCAUCGGCACGGGGGAAAGAAGAUGAGAAGUCCCCGCCAUGUUCGAGAAUGGCGGCUAUCCAUACGCAAUCAGUAUUACUGCAUCGUCAACAGGACUCUGGCGAUGUGACGCGAUGAUUUCUCCUUCAUGGCGCGCUCA